Messenger RNA from Bacillus rossius redtenbacheri, 664 nucleotides. RefSeq names its product NADH dehydrogenase [ubiquinone] 1 beta subcomplex subunit 6 (gene ND-B17). NCBI's taxonomy places the organism in Eukaryota, Metazoa, Arthropoda, Insecta, Phasmatodea, Bacillidae. Gene Ontology annotation, biological process: mitochondrial electron transport, NADH to ubiquinone. The record is from RefSeq and is a predicted model, not a curated record. The transcript is spliced from 3 exons. Bases 88 to 576 code for a protein of 162 amino acids.
AUCUAUGGAUUUUCAUUUUGGGACGUCUGCUUAGGACUGUUUAGAACGUUUUACUUUCUCGUCUGGUAUAGAAAAUUUAUUUGAAAAAUGGCAUCGGAUACUGGUGGCGUGAAACCAAUGUCAAUCCAGGGCCGUAUGGCCCGGGAAAGAGAAAGAUUGAUCGGUAUGACUGAUGAAGAACGGGCAUGGAGAAAACAGUGGGUCAAAGAUCAGGAGUUGUCUCCGAAUGAACCCAGGCAUGUCCCGGAAUUAAUUGAAGCACGAUUGAACCCCAUCAGAAAGUUUUACAGAUACCCUUUGGAUACGCUUUUCAAGCCUCUGGUACCAGUUUUGGGUGAAUACAGAGCUGGAUUUGCAAGAUACCUCACAGGGAAGUUCCUGAUUGCAGUAAUUGGAAUUUACACAGGAUUCUACUACUUCAAGUACCAUACAAAUGACUGGACCACAAGAACUGGCUGGAGAGUUAUAAAGAACAGAAGGUCUGUGGUCAUUGGUGAUGCAGAAUACCCUAAGGUUUCAGACAGAUCUUUACCGUCCGACUAUGCAUCUAGAGGAUUCAAGGACUCACCAAUUUAAUAAUUAAAAAAUAUACAGUUGCAGCAGUUUUGUUUUGAGUUGUAGAGCAAUAGUAUGUAUGGUAAUAAAAGUUGUCUUUUUUUUUCCC